Messenger RNA from Brassica oleracea var. oleracea, 674 nucleotides. RefSeq lists its product as uncharacterized. The coding region runs from base 82 to 528 and encodes 148 amino acids. The transcript is spliced from 3 exons. The record is from RefSeq and is a predicted model, not a curated record. Lineage: Eukaryota; Viridiplantae; Streptophyta; Magnoliopsida; Brassicales; Brassicaceae.
CAAUUUGGUACGCAAAAAACAAUUUCAAAGUCUUUUUUAAUUUCUGCUGAAUUAUUCAAACCUCUCGGCGAGGAAGAAGAAAUGGCGAUUUGCAUGUGUUGCGAGUCGCGGAUCGUACCGAAAUCGAUAGUGAAUCCAUGGAUAUCUCCGAGGAGAACGAAGCUAGGUUUCGUAGCGAUCAGUCCGAGUUCAACCACGAUUCGCCGUUCUCCGGCCACCGUCAGGGCAUCGGCGGUUGAUUCCCCCGAGAGCUCUUCAAAUUUCGCUAAGCGUAUGGAACAAGCCUGGCUUAUCUCUCAGCAACCAAGACCCGUUGGGUGUUCAUCGUGCAAUUCAAAGGGUCAUGUUGAAUGCAAAUGGUGUGCGGGUACAGGAUUCUUCAUCCUCGGUGAUAACAUGCUUUGCCAGGUUCCUUCUAGGAAUACUUCUUGUGUUAUCUGCUCCGGGAAGGGUUCCGCUUGCUGUAGCGAUUGCAAGGGAACUGGGUUUCGUGCCAAAUGGUUGGAAAAGCCUCCAGUGCCAUUGUAGUUGAUGAACAAAACCAAGUUAAGUCUUUUGGCAUUUGAUGAUUUUUAUACGGAGUACAAAUGUUUACAUUGAUUCAAGUAAAAUAUGAAUACAUUUUCUUUGUACAUGUAUUUUGUAUAAAUAUAUCAAUGUAUGUUCGUUUCUUA